Molecule: messenger RNA, 2496 nt
Organism: Rotaria sp. Silwood2
Lineage: Eukaryota; Metazoa; Rotifera; Eurotatoria; Philodinida; Philodinidae
Source: the annotation of a GenBank genome assembly
AUGCAAAAAUUUUUUUUUCAUUUUGUAGGUACAUUCACGAUUAAUAAUGAAUUUUGUUCUUGUUGCAUUCUUCGUUCAAUUAUCAAAAAUAUUCAUAUAAAUAGUGAUAAUCCAUGUAAAUCGUUUCGAGAAUUAUCACAAGCAUCAGCUGUCUCCAUGGCUCAGCAAAUUACCAAUUUAUCUUCAAAUUUCAUUAGUGGUCGCCAAGAAGACCCAUCUGAAUUUUUACUUAUUCUACUUGAUCAUUUGGCACAAUGUCUUUCGUGUAGUGAUAGUCCAUCUUAUUCAACACAUUCAACAAAUCCAAUACACCUUAUAUUCGGUAUCACAAUAGAAUCAUCAAUUAAGUGUACUCAAUGUCUGAAUGACUCCGUGCAAAAAAAUUAUGAAAGCAUUUGGACAAUUCCUAUUAUACUUUAUUCCAGUGUUGAAGAAGCUAUCAGUGCUUUUUGUUCAACAGAAGAUAUUGGUAGUGAUGAUCUAUUUACUUGUUCACAAUGUCAAAGGAAUGUAAUAGCAUUAAAAACAACACAAAUUAUCGAUGCAUCACCCGUUAUUUGUAUACAGUUAAAACGAUUUAUUUAUGACAAGGAAGCAAAAAACAUUCGUAAAGUAAAAAAGUAUAUCUCCUAUCCGGAAAUUCUUGAUCUUACAUCAUGUAUUAGCAAAGAAAUUUUGCAAUCAGAUAAAGAAAAUUGUCAAAUAAAUCAAUUUAUUUAUCAACUAAAUGCUGUAGUAGUACAUAUUGGUGAGACGGUUAAUAGUGGUCAUAUACAUUCGUAUAUUAAGUCUCCUGAUGCUUUGUGGUACAAAGCAGAUGAUGAAUUAAUUACAAAAAUCGAUUUAUCUAAAGUGCUUGCUGAUAAUGAUUCGUACAUUUUGUUUUAUACCAAAUUCACAAACGAAAAAAUUAUUCUGUGGGAAUCACAAUGUAGUACGCCUUUUAAAAAAUUAUCAAAUUUAAUUUUAUCAUCGACUCCUGCACAUCUUGGUGAACAAAAUCUUGAAACUUUUGAUGAUGAUACAACGAUUGCUAAAAAUUUUACAUUAAAUAUUUCUCGUAUCGAUGAUGAGUUGCAGACAGAAGUUUCUACAGACGACAAUCGUAAUUCGACAAUAAAUUCUUUAAAUAUACAUGAAAAUACAUGUAACAGUAAUGCACCACUUAAACAUGCCAUUCCAUUACAAACUCACUUAUUUCAAGAAGAUAUUGCAGAAGCAAUUGAAGUUCAAACGGAAAGUCGAAUUGAAAUCAUACCAAGAAAGAACUUAAACAGCGAAUAUUCAAAUUGUUUAAUGUCAUCUGGUCCAUCACGUUCAUCUUUAAAAUUUGAAACACCACAUAGUGGGGUAUCAACAAAAAAACAAGUUUUAUUUGUUGACGAUUUUUCUGAAUCAUCGAUUGAUUCAACUUUGCAUGAUAUAAGCUCAGAAAUGAGUACUGUUUCACCUCAAAAUGUUUCUAAUCAAGAUGUACAAGACAAUGAUAAUUUUCACAUUCAACUAUCAUCUUCAUAUCAAUUUAAAUUGGAACCAAUUGAUCUCGUGAGGCUUAAAUCAAUUCAAACAACAAAACUUAAGAAGAAACAUGAUCGUAUGUGUGAAGCUAUGGGUUUAUUUCUUGAUUUUAAUGGCAAACCAAAGAAAAAAAUUUUUUUAUCAAAGGAAGCUAAAGAAACAAGUAGCUCGGUCAACAAUUCAGCUAUCGGAUCAGUUGUGCUGAACAAUGGCAAUUGUCAUAUUAAUGUCACUAAUACAACAAUUGUUCAUCCUCGUGGAUAUAAAAUUUGUCGUCCGAUUAGAGAACCAAUACGUUCUCUUAUCAAAAAACAGUUUUCUGCUGGUGCAAGUGUUUAUCGUCUUCAUAAAGAGUAUUUACAGAAACGAACAAGUGAACAAAUAAAAGGAUAUAACUACGAUGGCAUAGGUAGAAGUCGAGAUAUUUUUACAAAAAUAAAAUCUGAAAAUGUUAAUGAAGCUUUGUUAGCUUCAGAUGUUGAUGAAGCUAUACAUAAAUUACAUGAACGAUUUAAAAAUGAAAUUAACAUUUCUGGAAAAGUUCAAGGUGCUAUUCAAGUCGUUUCAAAACAUCCAUGUCAAAUUAUUGAUAUAAGAAAAACUAUUAACAAGUACAUUGAUGAAGAAUAUCAGGAGCUAUGUAUGUGGUCAAUAGCUUUGUUGAUCAACACUUCGACCUGGUCCGAAUUCAAAGAAAAGUGGAAAUUAUUUUGUAUUGUUUUCUUGCAAUUGUAUGCUGCCAAUGGUGUUACUCAUAAAGAUAAUAAAGAUAUUUUACUCCAGAAGAUACGUGAUAUUAAAUCAGAUCCAAAUACUGUAGAUGCUAUUAAAUUAACUGAACCCAUUCGUGAUGUAAAUGGAACAAUAACAUCAAAUAUUUAUUCAUAUCAGUCAGGUGAUGAAGAAGAAAAUGAUGGUGAUGAACUAAACAAUUGGCCUUCAAGAUUGACAAAACCUAAGGUUAGAAAACUAUUGUAA